GAUCUUAAGCCUAAAGUAGUCGGACUUCGUCGAUUGAAGAGAGAAAUCUCAAGUCCCAUUUAGCUCUCGCAAGAAAAUUGAAGAAGCCGAUAGUUUCCUGCGAUGCCGCCGAAGAGAAAUUUCAGGAAGCGUAACUUCGAGGAGGAAGAAGAAGAUGAUCUAAGUAAAGCCGCAAAUUCAGAUGAAGAAGAGAAACGAAGAUUGGCGUUGGAAGAGGUCAAGUUUUUGCAGAAGCAGAGAGAAAGAAAAUUAGGAAUCCCAGCUUUAUCUACGGCGCAGUAUAGCAUAGGAAAAGUGAAAGCAGUGGAGAAACCCGAAGCUGAAGGAGAGAAAGAGGAGCUUGUGUUGCAGGAUACUUUUGCUCAAGAGACCGCUGUUUUAAUUGAAGAUCCCAACAUGGUAAAGUACAUUGAACAAGAACUGGCGAAGAAAAGGGGAAAAAAUCUUGAUGAUGCAGAGGAGGUUGAGAACGAACUGAAGCGAGUAGAGGAUGAGUUGUAUAAGAUACCUGAUCAUCUUAAAGUUAAGAAACGUAGCUCGGAAGAGAGCUCAACACAGUGGACUACAGGAAUAGCAGAAGUGCAACUCCCAAUCGAAUACAAGCUGAAGAACAUUGAAGAAACAGAAGCUGCCAAGAAGCUUCUGCAAGAGAAGAGGCUUACGGGUCGGCCAAAAUCAGAGUUUAACAUUCCUUCUAGUUACAGCGCUGAUUACUUCCAGCGCGGGAGAGAUUAUGCUGAGAAGCUUAGAAGAGAGCAUCCGGAACUAUACAAAGAUAAAGGGCCUCAAGCUGAUGGCGAAGGAGCUAAACCGUCUAUUAGUAAUAACAAUGGUGCUGAAUCAGGGAAAAGCAGACAAGCUGCAACUGAUCAAAUCAUGUUGGAACGAUUCCGCAAGAGAGAGCGUAACCGUGUGAUGCGGAGAUAAGAGUGACAUGAUACUUGACUUGGAAGUGACUCGGAACAGAUUUGAUAUUAUGAAAAGCGUAACACUAUCUCCGUUGUAUUCGAAUCAUGUAACAUUUUUCAUUCAAGAAAUCAAGUUUUCAUU
Molecule: messenger RNA, 1050 nt
Organism: Eutrema salsugineum
Lineage: Eukaryota; Viridiplantae; Streptophyta; Magnoliopsida; Brassicales; Brassicaceae
Product: protein COP1 SUPPRESSOR 2
Exons: 6
Coding region: 103-927 (274 amino acids)
Biological process (GO): mRNA splicing, via spliceosome
Cellular component (GO): spliceosomal complex
Source: RefSeq, a predicted model, not a curated record